Loxodonta africana (African savanna elephant) is the source of this 2261-nucleotide messenger RNA. RefSeq names its product POP5 homolog, ribonuclease P/MRP subunit (gene POP5). Gene Ontology annotation, molecular function: ribonuclease P RNA binding. Gene Ontology annotation, biological process: tRNA 5'-leader removal. Gene Ontology annotation, cellular component: ribonuclease P complex. The transcript has 5 exons. Lineage: Eukaryota; Metazoa; Chordata; Mammalia; Proboscidea; Elephantidae. The record is from RefSeq and is a predicted model, not a curated record. Bases 70 to 579 code for a protein of 169 amino acids.
UUCCCAUUGGCCGAGGCUGGAACGCCGAUAUCCGGUUUACGCUUCGGGCCGGCGCGCACGGAAGUAGCCAUGGUGCGGUUCAAGCACAGGUACCUGCUGUGUGAACUGGUGUCCGACGACCCCCGCUGCCGCCUGAGCCUGGAGGACCGAGUCCUGGACGGCCUCGUACGGAACACGAUCACCAGGGUGCACGGGACGUUUGGGGCGGCCGCCUGCUCCAUCGGCUUCGCAGUGAGAUACCUCAAUGCCUAUACUGGAAUAGUGCUGCUUCGAUGCCGGAAGGACUUCUACCAGCUUGUGUGGUCAGCGCUUCCUUUCAUCACCUACUUGGAGAACAAAGGACACCGCUACCCUUGUUUUUUCAACACUCUGCAUGUGGGAGGUACAAUCAGAACGUGUCAGAAGUUCCUGAUUCAGUACAACAGGAGACAGCUGUUGGUCUUACUGCAGAACUGCACUGAUGAAGGAGAGAGGGAAGCUAUCCAGAAGUCUGUCACUAGAAGCUGUAUGCUGGAGGAGGAGCCAGGCAAGGAACUUUCAGAUAGUGACAGUGAGGAGGCUGCUGUGGCCAUGGAGUGAGCCUCUGCCUACCACCCCACUGCACUAGGGGAAGGGUAAGCUUCAGCAGAAUGCUGCUUCCUAACACUGAAGGAGGCUGCACUGUGCCCAGCCUCGGACUCACUUGUUGGAAAUGGGACAUUGUGGGAAGCAGUAGCAGCUCUCCAAACUGCAUGGCUGCCAACCAGAGGACUCAAAAUGGAGGGCUUACUCACUUUAAACAAACUCAUGUCACCUUUGCCCCGGCUACCUAUCCUUCCCUGGAUAAGUGGUUCUGCAGGUUGUGAAGCCCCUGUAAUUAUAGGAAUCUUUGUUAUCUAAUUGCCUGAUGCAGAAUAGGUUUAAUAAAUGUGUUUGGCUUCUGUAGCAUUUUGUGUACUUAAAAUUAAAAAAAGGGCUUAUGGAGUUAACGUCUGGUCAAGUCUCUUUCCCCUCCAUCCCUGGCCUUCUUGGAGACUGGCCUCUGUCCGAUACUUGAAUUUUGAACAUUUGGUCUUCCACCUCCAGUCCCCAGGGCAGGUCCUUAAACAAACCAAGUCACUUAGAAUAGAAGAAUUAGUGCUUUUCUUGGAAAGGAAAAAAAAAAAAACCUGGCCUCAACUGAUCUCUUUACUACAAAGCCAAGUAGCAUCUGUCAACUUCUGGUAGUUUUCUACAGUUCUGACCCUUCCCCAUUGGCUUUCACCUGCCUGGCAUCUGAAAAUAGGUGAGAAUGCCACACUCAGUGUACACAAGUAGGAGGGGCAAGAGAUACGUGAUCAGGUUUGGUCUGCUACCUACUAAUGACACUUCUAGGAUGUCGUCUUCAUAAUCAAAUGGAUGUCACCCAAAGUCUUUAUACAUUUUACAGAAAAAUAGGAUUUUUGCUUCAAUGUGCACCCUUAUCUCAGGACUAGAACACCCUCAUUUCACCUAGGAGAGUUCCUGACCUAGCAUUUCUGAACUUUUAUUAAGAAUGGCAGGUUAAACCUAAGCCCAGCUAGAGCCUUUAGGCCUUAACUAGGAGAGGCAUUAUUAUUCCAUGAGAGCAGCAUUCACUGCUCAAGAUCACAGGUCCCUAUUUAGUAACAUAUUGAAGAAGUAACGUAUCUGACUGACCUGCAAUGAACUCAAAAAACAAAACAAAAGCUCACGUUGCUUGUGCAGGUGAUUUAUUGCAACUAUUUACCUUCACAUUCUAGUACAUCUAGAGAUCACUUCAUUAAGCAGCAAAAGAAUUCACAUCGCUCAAAUUCAGCUCAAACCAAGGGAUAAGACGACUGCUCUGGACAACAGGGAGGUAGUGGGCAACCCUGCUGAUCCUAAGCCUACCCUGCUCUGCCUCCAGGUGCAACAGAUUUCUCUGCUCCUACAACUAGGACCGCUGUCACUGGAAACAAAUUUGAUCCACUGACUGAGGGGUCCCAGGGCUUCCUUAGUUAUGGACAGUUACAGCUUUCCUUCCUGGACUACCAACAGGCCACAUUCAAGCAGCAAAUCAUCCCCCACACACACAAGUGCCAAGGACAACCUAUUCCUCGAAACUGGCAACUGAGGUCUGGCACCACAGUCUGGCCAUUUGUCAGAAGGAAAACUGAAAUUCAAGCUGGGUGUCCUAAAUCCGUUUUACUCCGUUUCUUUAAUAGGAAAAAACUGAACAGGUAGAAAAGGUUUAACUAUUUUUAAAGGACAAACUGACAGGUGUGCUAAAACCAUGGUGCCCU